Molecule: messenger RNA, 2134 nt
Organism: Archocentrus centrarchus (flier cichlid)
Lineage: Eukaryota; Metazoa; Chordata; Actinopteri; Cichliformes; Cichlidae
Product: heat shock protein beta-11-like
Exons: 1
Coding region: 73-708 (211 amino acids)
Biological process (GO): response to heat; protein refolding
Cellular component (GO): nucleus; cytoplasm
Source: RefSeq, a predicted model, not a curated record
ACAGCCUUGAGACUGAAGCAGCUCAUUGGAAACCAGCGCCCUCGCCUCCACCCGCAGCAGCAGGAUAACGGGAUGUUGUGCCCCAGCGCCUUCCAGCCAUCCACCGUCACGAUGAGGCCUUUCCUGGACCUGCACUGGCCCGUCCGCAGCCUGUGGCCCGAGACCCGGCCGCUCUUCUACCACAUCGAGCAGGAGAUGAUCCGCCACAUGCAGGAGAUGAAGCAGAGCAUAGAGUUCAUGGAGAGGCUACACCAGAAGAUCUUCGAGGAGAUCGACCAGACCUCCUCCUACAUUGGGGUCUUCAAGCCCAUUGCCUUCCAGGAGCUGGGAAAGGACAGCAGCACCUUCGCCCUCAGCCUGGACACUAAGGAGUUCUCGCCGGAGGAGCUGUCGGUGAAACAGGUGGGCCGGAAGCUGAGGGUGAGCGGCAGGACAGAGAAGAAGCAGGAGGACGGGAAGGGCUCCUACACCUACAAGUGCCAGGAGUUCAGGCAAGAGUUCGAUCUGCCGGACGGCGUCGACCCCGAGGCCGUCACCUGCUCGCUGGUGAGCGGCCAGUUACAGAUCCAGGCGCCACGGGAGAAACCCGUGGACGACGGGAAGGAGAGGAUUGUCCCCAUCAGCCUCACCUCAGCCCCGGCCAUCACCUCCACCACCUCCAGCAGUGGAGCGGAGGGGAACAGCGAGCCCUCCUCCGAGAAAAACUGAGUCUUUGUGUAGUUUUACUGUGUGUGACGGAUGGAGGGAACAUGGAGCUGAUGUUCUUCACGUGCACUUUUUAACUGUUUGUAAUAAACCGCCAUGUUUAGCUUUAAGUGUCUCAGAAUUUCUCAUUCAUGGAAAUCCACUCAGACAAAAGAUGUGUGAGACUAACAGUUUCUGAUGGAGUGAAGCAUCUGAGCCUGUCACCCAUCUUUGCUGUAGUUUUACCUGCUGGACGGAGGAAACAUGAUGCCGAUGUGCUUCAUCUCUGAUUUAUAAUAAUAAAAGAGAGUAACAGGCAGCUUAUAAUAAAGUCCCAAACAUCAAACUCCAGCUGUGGUCAGAAGUUUCCGUCCUCGGAUCGUGGGCUCGAAUGCCAGGGUCACUUUGGACUUUUAAUGAUUCCAUUAAACUGAUCUUUUUCCAAACUGCAAUGAUAAGAAACACUUUGGGGUUUCCUCUGAUGCACAUAAAUUAAAUUUCUACAUAAACCCACUAAUAUUUGCAUAAAUUACCCUUAAGUAAGUUGCACCUCGAUCAGACACUUUUAGUAGCCAUCAACAAACUUCUGGCAUAAUCCCGGCAGGAUCUCUGACGCUCCGCUCGGCAGAACUGGGAGAUUUCAGUUAAGCUGGUUGGUUUCCUGGCAGAGACCUGGCUUUUAAGCGUGCUCCACAGAUUUUCAGUAGGGUUGAGGUCGGUGCUUUGGGAAGGCUGCUCCAGCAGCUUAGCGUUAGCCUGCUUCAUCAGUCCUAAAGCAGUUUGAGGCGUUUGCGAUCGUUGUCCAACUGUGUCCAAGUUUCAGACAUCUAGCUGCUGAUGUGAGGUGAAGCUGAAGAACGUGGAGGUAACUCCUCCUUCAUUACUCCGUCCACUCUGUGCACUGUAGCAGUACCCCUGGCAGCAGCACAGCUUCAGAGCACGAUACUACCACCGCCAUGCUCGACAGCUGGUACAGCGUUUGAAACCUUCACUCCUUCAAACAUCCCUGAGUCAUCAUCAUCACCAUCAUCAUCUCUGUCACUGAGCCAAUCAGCUCGCUCUUUGUCUCUCUGACCAUCAAACAUUUCUCCAGAAGGCGUUCUGCUCUUUCCAGUUCACGGCAGGUUUGAGCCGUGGAGACCUCUGUUACCAGUUAUCACAUAAACACAUUUUUAUAAUGUUCUCUUUGUUAAAACUUUAUUCUUUCAAAUUUAUUUUGUUUUACGUUGACUUUUCUGUCCAAUACUUUGUGCGCUCUCAUGCUGUUUGGCUUUAUUCUCAUAUCAGCACUUCGUCCCUCAUAAAAUACUUUCUUAUCCAAAACACCGUAACUUCAUGACCAUAUCAGGAUUGAUCUGUACCGCUUUAGUUUAAAACGCUGUAUUACUAUGAAAUUGUUUGUAACGUUUUUCUUGAAAGUUAUUCUCAUGUUGUAAUGAUAGGUUUGAUU